CCAUAACAAUGGCGUUUGGGGAUGAAUUGCAGAUACAGUUAGGCCUAGGUCCUGAGCAAGCAGCAUCGAAAUGGUUAACAUCGAAAAUCCUAUUACUUCACUACUGUUACAUUUUAAUCGAGUUAGACGUCUACAUCACGUGGUACUUCUAAGCAGUUUAGACCAGGAGAACCCGGUUAAAUUGGAUACGGAGCUUAAUUUUGAGUUUUCAGCAUGGACUUUCUAACAGAUCAAGAUGCGAAAAAGUACCAGGAGGACGGGUACCUGAUCCUGGACGGGCUCCUCAGCCCGGCGGAGUGUGAUGAGCUCCGGCUGAGGAUGGGAGAGAUCGUGGACCGGAUGGACGUUCCAGAACAUUGUCGGAUCCAGUUCUCCACUAAUCACGACGAGCAGUUGAAAACACAGAUGCAGGGAAACGCUGACUACUUCAUCACCAGUGGAGAUAAGAUCCGCUUCUUCUUUGAGAAAGGAGUUUUUGAUGAUAAAGGAGAUUUCACCGUGCCAAAAGAACGCUCUCUCAACAAAAUUGGACAUGCACUCCAUGCCUAUGAGCCUUUAUACAAAACUGCCACUCAUUCACCCAAGAUUCAGGGUAUAGCCAAGAAGCUUGGUCUGAAGAGUCCUGUGAUUUUGCAAAGCAUGUACAUUUUCAAGCAACCAGGGAUCGGUGGAGAAGUGACGCCCCACCAAGAUGCUACAUUCCUCCACACGGAGCCCCUGGGCAGGGUGAUGGGCGUGUGGAUCGCCCUGGAGGAUGCCACCCUGGACAAUGGCUGCUUGUGGUUCAUCCCCGGCUCACACAACAAUGGUAUCACCCGACGUAUGGUUCGGACCCCUGAAGGCACCUAUCCCCUGACAGACUUUGUUGGGAGAGAGGCAACCUAUGACGAUAAGCUGUUCAUACCUGCACCUGUCAAAAAAGGUGGGGUGGUGCUGAUCGAGGGAGAGGUUGUCCAUAAAAGUGAGCAGAACGCGUCAGAAAAAUCGCGCCAUGUCUACACUUUCCACAUCAUGGAGUCUCAGGAGACAAAAUGGAACCCUGAGAACUGGUUACAGCCCACAGAGGACCUUCCUUUCCCUGCCCUGUACACCAAGUAAUCCUGGUUCACUCUGUCUGCCACUACACUGAAUGGAUGGACAGACACCUUCACUUGUCCCUAGAGAAGAUUAGUGAAAACAACUAUCAGAAUUGGGCUGCCUGUGUGUGUGUGCAUGUGCUUCAGGGUAUUAGUCAGAAGACAUGUAGUUAGGCUUUAUAAGAUUAGUGAACAUUUAGUAGUAGCACACUGAAGUGAGCAAUGAACCAAUGUGUUUGUGUGUAGAACAGUUAAUUCAAAUCACGUGUUUUAGCAGUUAAUCUCAUUCAGAUUCCCUUAAGUAUCCAACAUAUCUUCUCUCUGAUCAGAAACAGGUUUGCCUCAUCAAGGUAUGUCUUCCUGAUUGAUCAAUGUGAGACAUUAUGCCCACAAAUAUACCCUGCUAUCUCUGGAUGAAAAACAGACAAACAUCUAGCAUAAAAGGCCUUUAAUGAUGCAACAAUCUGCCAUGCAUUACAAGUGCUUCCUGUCAAAGGCAAGAACAAGCUCAUAAAUUAUCAUUACGGAUUAUUGGAAAAGGCAACAAACAAAAUACUACUUAUUUAUUACAGAUUCAUCAAAUACUGUCAGUUCCAUGCUGAGAAAACAAGUAAACAAACAUUAUAAAAAGAGAAGGUCUCUCCAGAAUGCACAGUAAACUGGAGGAAGGGGAAUUGGAGCCUGGCUGUACCAGACUCAAUGUGCACUCUAUGGUUUGAGUGCCAAUUUCGGUCUAGUUUAACUAGGCUAUGGGAAAGCAGAGGCUCCUAUGGACCACAGGAGGUUGGUGGUACCUUAUUUGGGGAGGAUGGGCUUCUGGUAAUGGCAUCAAAUACAUGGUCUCCAUGUGUUUGAUGCCAUUACAUUCGCUCCAUUCCAGACACUGAGUCAUCCUCCCCUCAGCAGCCUCCACUGCUAUGGACAGUUGUAGUUUAACUUGACAUGUCUGACUCAGAGACGUUUACACAGGCAGAUCAAUUCUGAUAUUUUGCCAAAUUAUUGGCAAACAAGCUGAUCUGAUUGGUCAAGACUAAUUAGUGGAAAAAGAUCAGAAGAAUUGGGCUGCCUGUCUAAACACAGCCAGAUAGCGAAAGAUACAUCUACAGAUAACUAGUAUAGCAUCUCAAUGUUAGCUGAUUUAAUUUUAAAAGGGUACAUGUAGUUACUUUCAUUACACCAUAAAUACAUACCUUCCUGCAGCUUAUAAACACUAUCAGGAAAUGAAUUUAAUCACUUCAAAAUUUAACAAAACAUGAAUUCAAUAUGUUCAUGACAUGUGGCCUUGUUAUAUCAUCUCUACAAUUUAUUUCCAAUAUACAAAUCAGAUCUUGGGGGGGGAUGAACGUUAAGGAAAUUCAUGUAUAUUUUGGAGAGGGUCCUAUCAAAACACCCGGAUAAAAGACAAAGGAUUCAUACAAAACUGAAAAGACACUGUAGGGUAAUUUCUGUAUACAAGUUACAGUAAAGGAUUUCAAAAUGUUUAAUGUCAUGCUAUAGUGUAUAAACUGCUGCCAUAUUGAAGAAUCAACCAGUCUACUUCAACACAAACCAUGCUGUCAGCUAGAGUAUUUACAGUACUAGGUAAUGUGUGAUACAAAAUAUACUUCUUUAAGGCAAAUAUGUCCCGCAAUCAGUCCGUAAUAUUGCCACAACAAGAAAUGCAAAUAAAUUAUAGUCCGAUGAAAUUGUAACAACAAAAAAAUGCUCUGAAAAACAAAUGAUCAAAUUAUGUUCUUCAAAAGGCUGUACAAAGGUAGCUUUCCUUUAGCAAAAAAAAGAAGCCCAUCACAAUUUGUUAAAACGUGCCAUUAACCAGUGUCUGCCAUGACUGCUGAUCAGGGCAGGGAAACUUAAUUCCGGCUAAAAUACAUUUUGUCCAAUGUACUGAACUCCAUCUCCUGUUGUAUAAUUAAGUAGUUUGGGAUUUCAGCGUGUUACAGUGACUCAGGGACAUUCAUCCUCUGUCCCUCGGGAAUCCCCCACCUCCAUCAAGAUAGAGCUGGGUCAUAUUCACUAAUAAUAAUAAUAAUAAUAAUAAUAAUAAUGUGGGUGCUUCUAUUUGUCCUAUUUUACACAUGUGUUAAUACGCAUGUGUGAAUUGGAAAUGUAUUAUUUUCUUGCAUAUCCCAACUCUGAGACACCUUUGCAGAGUGGGUCAUGGCCAGGGUCAGCCAUUAUCAACAGUGGUUAGGCACCAAACAGAAGAAAACAGACUGAAAGGCGGGACUACCCCAAACUUGUCCAAUGAGGAAUGCUCGUUUUCAUUUUCCGUUGCCAAACAUUUUGCUACGGUGUGCCCUAAUGAAUACCACCCUGCUCUCAAACAAAAUUAUUUAACCUCCCUUAUCCUCACCAAGCAACUGAUAUGAAAAAAACCCC
Messenger RNA from Oncorhynchus tshawytscha (Chinook salmon), 3455 nucleotides. RefSeq names its product phytanoyl-CoA dioxygenase domain containing 1 (gene phyhd1). The transcript has 12 exons. The record is from RefSeq and is a predicted model, not a curated record. Lineage: Eukaryota; Metazoa; Chordata; Actinopteri; Salmoniformes; Salmonidae. Bases 214 to 1098 code for a protein of 294 amino acids.